This is a messenger RNA of Anopheles cruzii, 508 nucleotides long. It is a transcript of the gene Sf3b5, whose product is annotated as splicing factor 3B subunit 5. The record is from RefSeq and is a predicted model, not a curated record. Gene Ontology annotation, biological process: mRNA splicing, via spliceosome. NCBI's taxonomy places the organism in Eukaryota, Metazoa, Arthropoda, Insecta, Diptera, Culicidae. Gene Ontology annotation, cellular component: precatalytic spliceosome; U2 snRNP. Bases 230 to 487 code for a protein of 85 amino acids. The transcript has a single exon.
AAUAUGUUUCGGAAAUAGGCGUCGUGAUUCUUUGAGCCGGUUACUAUUUAAACUUACAGCAAACAUUUGCAAUGCUGUCAGCAAUACAUCUGUCAGCUGUCAGUUUUUUUCCUUCAACUGUCAAAAGCGCCGCGUUCGUGUUUACACACAGAGCUUAGAAGGCUUGGCGUUCAACUUCUCUGCUUUGUUAAAAAAAAGUUAGUUUUGGCUGCAAUAAGGCCCUUCGAAAAUGGGUGACCGCUACAACAUACACAGCCAGUUGGAGCAUCUUCAGAGCAAAUACAUCGGGACGGGCCAUGCGGACACCACGAAGUACGAGUGGCUAACGAACCAACACCGGGACUCGCUCGCAACCUACCUGGGUCACUACGACAUGCUGAGCUAUUUUGCGGUGGCCGAAAACGAAUCCAAAGCACGCAUUCGCUUUAACAUUAUGGAGAAAAUGUUACAACCGUGCGGCCCUCCGCCGGAAAAGCCCGAAGAUUAAAAUAAACUCGUCGUCCGAUAG